Messenger RNA from Argentina anserina (silverweed cinquefoil), 2050 nucleotides. RefSeq names its product glycoprotein 3-alpha-L-fucosyltransferase A-like. Gene Ontology annotation, molecular function: alpha-(1->3)-fucosyltransferase activity. The transcript has 7 exons. Gene Ontology annotation, cellular component: membrane. Lineage: Eukaryota; Viridiplantae; Streptophyta; Magnoliopsida; Rosales; Rosaceae. The coding region runs from base 248 to 1792 and encodes 514 amino acids. The record is from RefSeq and is a predicted model, not a curated record.
CAACCCCACUAUUCCCUCCCUCUCCUCCCAAACACGAACACCCCCAUUUCUCUUCCUCCGACUCUUCCUUCCACCUUGUUGACUUCCACCCAAAGCAAACCAACACAUAUAUCAAACCCCAUAAUGCUUCUUCUCUUCUAAAACUCCUCUCUCUUUCUCCAAAUCAAACCCGAUCCACGAGAGACAGAGAGAGAGAGAGAGAGAGAGAGAGAGAGAGAGAGAGAGAGAGAGAGAGACCCAUUUCUUGAUGGGCGUGUUUUCAUUCCACCGAGGCUCCAGAACCGCCGGCACCCACGAAGCCCUGCCGGUCUCCGGCGCCGGCGCAGGCGCCUCACCGGCGAACAAGCGGCGAUGGUCCAAUCUUAUGCCCUUCGUUGUAUUCCUUGUGGUCGUUGCGGAGAUCUCGUUUCUGGGCAAGCUUGAUUUGGCGAACAAAGCUGCUUUGGUGGAUUCGUGGACGGAGCUGUUCUCGCCGAGUUCGGUGGUGGCUGGUGGUGGUGGUGGUCGUCGUGAGGAUUUGGGCCUGGUUGUUGGUGGUGAUUUGGGCCUGCUGAGCUGUGAGGAAUGGUUGGAGAGAGAGGAUGGUGUUGAGUAUUCCAGAGAUUUCGGAAAGGAGCCUGUUUUGGUUUCUGGAGAUGAGAAGGACUGGAAAUAUUGUUCUGUUGGAUGCCAGUUUGGAGGCGAUUCUGGCAGAAAACCUGAUGCCUCUUUUGGGUUAGGCCAUGAAGAUGGGACAUCUAGUGUUCUACGAUCCAUGGAAUCAGCUCAAUACUAUGCAGAGAACAAUAUUGAUAACGCAAGACGGAAGGGUUAUAAUAUUGUUAUGACGACUAGUCUCUCAUCGGAUGUUCCUGUUGGAUAUUUUUCUUGGGCUGAGUACGAUAUCAUGGCACCUAUCCUGCCUAAGACUGAGAAAGCCCUGGCUGCUGCGUUUAUUUCCAAUUGCGGUGCUCGCAACUUCCGUUUACAAGCUCUCGAAGCACUUAUGAAGACUAACAUCAAGAUAGAUUCUUAUGGCGGUUGCCACAGAAACCGUGACGGAAAAGUGGACAAAGUUCAAACUCUGAAGCGCUAUAAGUUCAGUUUGGCAUUUGAGAAUUCCAAUGAGGAGGAUUAUGUAACUGAGAAGUUCUUUCAAUCUCUAGUUGCUGGAACAAUACCUGUAGUUGUUGGUCCUCCAAAUAUUGAAGAUUAUUCUCCUGGUCCCGGUUCUUUUUUAUAUAUAAAGGAGAUAAGUGAUGUUGAGAACGUUGCCAAAACCAUGAAAGAACUUGCAGAUAAUCCUGAAGCAUAUAAUCAGUCACUGAGAUGGAAGUAUGAGGGGCCAUCUGAUUCUUUCAAGGCCCUUGUGGACAUGGCAGCAGUACAUUCAUCAUGCCGUCUUUGCAUUCACUUGGCAACAAAGAUUCGAGAGAAAGAAGAAAGUAACCUAGAAUUUAAAAGACGACCUUGUAAGUGCACCAGAGGCUCAGGGGUCGUGUAUCACUUAUAUGUAAGAGAAAGAGGGAGAUUCGAGAUGGAAUCCAUCUUCAUAAGGUCGGACAAUUUGACUCUUGAGGCCUUCCAGUCUUUGGUGCUCAGAAAAUUCCAAUCUCAGAAGCAUGUGCCUAUCUGGAAACAAGAAAGACCUGAUGUCCUGAGAGGAGGUGAUAACUUAAAAAUUUAUAGAAUUUAUCCUGUUGGUCUGACACAGAGGCAGGCUUUAUAUACCUUCAGAUUUAAAGGGGAUGCUGAUUUUAGAAGUCAAGUCGAAACCACCCCGUGUGCAAAAUUUGAAGUCAUAUUCGUGUAGAUUGAUAUAUGCUUUUUGUUUCCUUUAAGUAAGGAUAUGCCAACAUUUAGUCAUUCUCCACUGAUAAACUUAUGCAGAGGUAUCACGGUGAUCAGUACUGAUCACAUCACAUUCGGGCAAUUUUGUCAUGUCCUGUUUGUACACGUUGAUUGUUACAGGAGUCUUUAUGAAGGUGAUAGAUUAUCCUUGAUAUGACUAGCUAAUUGUGAACCCUUACAAAUAGGGAGAAAACAUUAGUGAAUGGAGCUGAUUACUACA